Molecule: messenger RNA, 1062 nt
Organism: Xenopus laevis (African clawed frog)
Lineage: Eukaryota; Metazoa; Chordata; Amphibia; Anura; Pipidae
Product: metalloproteinase inhibitor 4
Exons: 5
Coding region: 133-795 (220 amino acids)
Source: RefSeq, a predicted model, not a curated record
AAUUAGAAGUCGGGGAGCAUCAGGCAGGAGCAGCCGCACGACUGAGGGACCUUCCCAGGAGACGGACAUUGUCUCUGGGGGGACGAGGAGGGAGGGAGCUGCUCUACUGAUCGACCACUGGAUGAGCCCAAUAUGGGAGCCUCAUUGCCCAGCUUGUGGCUUGCACUCCUCUUAACCCUUGGGGCGCCUGAGUCAGCGAGGGGCUGUACUUGUGCCCCUGCCCACCCACAGGAACAGAUCUGCGAUGCGGCAAUCGUGAUUCGGGCAAAGAUUUCGAGUGAAAAGGUGAUUGUGGCUCCGAGUGCUGAGCAAUUCAACUCCAUCAAACUGAUCCAGUAUGAGAUUAAACUGAUCAAGAUGUUCAAAGGCUUUGAGAAGAUAAAAGACAUUCAGUACGUGUACACGCCCCUUGACUCCUCCCUCUGCGGCGUCAAACUUGAAGCCAACAACAAGAAACAGUAUCUCCUAACUGGGCAGAUUUCCGCAGAUAACAAGGUUUAUAUCCAGCUCUGCAACCUGAUUGAGCCGUGGGACGACCUGUCCUUCUCCCAGAAGAAGAGUCUCAACCAGAGAUUUCAGAUGGGCUGUGAAUGUAAAAUAACGACCUGCUACACGGUGCCGUGUUCCCUCCAGGCCCCAAACCAGUGUCUGUGGACAGACUGGCUGAUAGAAAGGAGGCUGUACGGGCAACAAGCGAGGAAUUACGCCUGUAUUAUGCGCAGCGACGGCUCCUGCACUUGGUACCGCGGGGGCCCUCCAACCGACAAGGAACUCAUUGAUAUCAGUGACCCAUAGUCACCCCACUGAUCCCACGGCUCGUGUUCUCUACCAAAACCUUCCCCCUGGGAACUGAGAUCCAUAGGGAAUUGUUAGAUAGAGACUGUAUUGGAAGGAUUCUGAUCCACUCGGGGGGCUGAUAAGGGUUUUCGGGGUGCAGGUGAUACAAAAUCCAACUGCUUUCACCCCCAUUACAGAGACGUUUUUCAAUUCCCAUUGAAAUGUAGAGCGUUCCCUAUAGCUGUUACUUUCUGCUAUUCCAAUAAAGGGGUGUGUCUCUUUAAA